CUAUAAGUAGCACCAAAAUCAAAGCCCCUCCUCCCAUCACUCAAACAGAGAGAACAGAACAUGGCAUCCAUUUCGGCGAUCUCCGAAGCUGAUCGACUGGCGCAGUUCAGGGCCUUCGACGCAACGAAAGCCGGUGUAAAAGGACUGGUGGAUGCGGGAGUCACCGAAAUCCCUCCCAUAUUCCACACGCCGCCUGAAAUCGUACUGGACAGCAAAUCAAGUGGUGACAAGAAGUUCACCUUCCCCAUCAUUGACCUACAAGGCGCGGCCACAGAUCCUGCCAAGCGGAAGGAGGUCGUCGAGAAAGUUCGAGAUGCUUCCGCCACCUGGGGGUUCUUCCAGGUCCUCAACCAUGGAGUUCCGCUCAACGUGCUGGAGGAGAUGAGAGCCGGAGUGAAGAGGUUCCACGAGCAGGAUCUCGAGGAGAAGAUGAAGUUCUAUACACAUGACCUCACUAGAAAGAUUGCUUACAGCAGCAACUAUGACUUGUACACCCGGCAGUUCGCUAAUUGGAGAGACAGCGCCCUCUUCUACAUGGCUCCAGAUCCUCCCAGCCUCGAACAACUCCCUGCUGCUAUUAGGGAAAUCAUAGAAGUUUAUUCCAAGGAGAUGCUUAAGAUUGGAUACCUAUUGUUUGAGCUUCUCUCGGAGGCUCUAGGACUUGACACUAACUGCCUAAGGAAUAAGGAUUGCUUGAUCGGACAUUACUUGGCGUGUCAUUAUUAUCCACCGUGUCCUCAGCCUGAUCGUACUUUGGGGAAUAGCAAGCACACAGACUCCAAUUUCAUGACCAUUCUCCUGCAAGACCACGUUGGAGGCCUUCAGGUCCUCCAUCAGGGUCAGUGGGUUGACGUCACUCCUCUGCCGGGAUCCCUCGUAAUCAACAUCGGAGAUUUGCUUCAGCUCAUGUCGAAUGGUAAGUUCAAGAGCGUGAAGCAUAGGGUGCUGGCGAAUCAUAGCGAUGGACCAAGGAUAUCGACGGCGUGCUUUUUUAGCACCGGUCUUUUGCCAAACCCAACAAAGUAUGAACCCGUUGUGGAGCUGCUAUCUGAAGACAAUCCUCCCAAAUACAGAGGGACCACAAUCUCAGAGUACUUGAUGGCUGUGGCUACCAGCAAUGAAAUCGAUGGGGAGUCUCUUCUUCUUCAGCAGUUCAAGCUCUAAGUUUGGAGACAAUUUGGCUGGAGAUUGAUGUGAGAAAAAAGUUCAGUAUGUACAACUUGAAAUUAUAAGAAAAUAAUAUGGGGGAUCGAAUGAUGACAAUGUGACCGAGCUGCAGCUGAAAUUUGUACCUCGUCUGUUACAGAAUGAAGUUUAAUAUAUAAAUAAUUUGAGUUGAAUAAAUAAAUAACUUUGCAUCCAAUGGAUCGGAUUAUAUACUAAUUAAUUAAUCUUGAUGCUUGAAUUAUUUUGAACUUAUGUAGGUGUGUUAUGUUAUUGGGGCCAUUUUGAAGAAUUAUUUAUUGUCUCUUGUGUAUUAUUAGUAAGCAAUAUAUAGUUCAUUGAAUAAUUUCUUAACACGUGUAUUAUUUAAAAAUCUUGUAUCACAAAAUUAACCAAUUGUUUUUCUCGUUUAUUUUAUGUUUAAAGGAAUUUAAUUGUUAAAUUAAUUAAAUAUUUAUAUUUAUUUCCACUUUAAAUUAUAAAUUUAAUAUAUUCUCUAACCGAUUACGAAUUUUAAAAGUGGUAGGAUUAUGUCUUUUUUUUUUUUUUUAAGAAAGUGGAUAUUGCUUUCAUUAACAUUUUCUAAAGCCAAGAAAAGUGAGUCUGCUUACACAAGUGGGUAUUGCUCUCAAAUUGAGUAAUCAUGGUGACUACCCAAAUGAUACAGAUUAUAUUAAGCGUACUUUUGGAAAUAAAAAAAAAUACCAGACCUGAUUUCUAUUCCUUAAAACAUAAUCUCUCGUCACCCAUCCCUCUCAGACGUCUCCCUCCCUCUCUUCACUACAAGUAAUAUUCCAUUCGAUGACCACAAAAAAUGAUUGCGAAAACAAGAAAAGUGGUCGUCGAAUCAUUUUGCGACCAUAUUUUCGGUCGCCAGAGUGGUCGUAUAUACACCGUCGUCUUAGGUUAAUGCUACGACUAAAAAGAAUGGUAGCUGAAAAUAUUCCAUUGGCGACCAGAAUAGUGGUUUCCGAAUGUAAACCAUAUUGCGACCAUUGCCGUUUUGGUCGCCUCAGAGCAUGUUUCGGCGAUCAAUAUAAAUGGUCCAACGAUUAGCACCAGCCCUCCACUAUCUCCGGCGAGCUCUCCUCUCCUCUCCUCCCGUCACCCACCGGCCGUCCCUCUCCCUCUUUCCCACCACUGCCGACCCUCCUCUCUCUCUCUACCUAACCACCCUCCCCUGCCCACCACACCGCCCGCGAUCCCCUCCCUCCUCCCUUGCCCACUCUCCUUCCUCCUCCACUCUCUCUCUCUCUCAUUCUUUGUAUCCCCUCAAAUGCCAACAGAGACAAUGCAUGCACGCAGGGCUAACUCCGACGAUGGUUUGGGGCAUUGCUUCUGUACAUAUUUGGUUUUUGUUUUGGUAUUGAUUUGGUUUUAUUUUGGUAGUUGUUAGUGUCUUAACGAUUUGGUAUUUACUAAAUCUCUUCUACAGAAAACAUAAAAACAUAUAUCUAGGUUUUUUAGUUUCGGCAUUGGUUUGAUUUUAAUGUGGUAUUAGUUGAUUUUUUAUUUAUUUGGUACUAGUUCAAUUUUAUUAUGGUAUUGGUUUGGUUUGAGUGUAUUCGUAUUGGUACUUGUUUGAUACUUUUUUGGUAGCGGUAUUGGCUUGAGUGUAAUCGUAUUGGUAGUGGUUAUCAAAUACGUUUUUCAUAAUGUACUGAUUGUAUAGGCUGUUUGUAAGUCUGAUUUGUAUACUUGUUAAUUUUUCAUAAUAGCUGCGACAGUCCAUCCGUUAGUUAUUCAUCUUAUUUUUCUCUAUGAAGACGAUCUAAAUCGUGAUUAGAAGCGAUAUAGCACCAUGUUUUGGGCAGGCAGCAUCAAAGAAUGCUUCAGGAUGUAUAUGAUCCGUCUACAUAGGCAUUUUGUCUUCAUCUCUUUCUUUGACACUCCUGGACGUGCAUGAGACGCAAAAAAUUUGAUGCAUGUAC
Messenger RNA from Linum trigynum, 3095 nucleotides. NCBI's taxonomy places the organism in Eukaryota, Viridiplantae, Streptophyta, Magnoliopsida, Malpighiales, Linaceae. The record is from the annotation of a GenBank genome assembly.